Molecule: messenger RNA, 4792 nt
Organism: Saccostrea echinata
Lineage: Eukaryota; Metazoa; Mollusca; Bivalvia; Ostreida; Ostreidae
Product: atos homolog protein A-like
Exons: 12
Coding region: 400-3918 (1172 amino acids)
Source: RefSeq, a predicted model, not a curated record
UUCGGAGAGAAAAAUUCGUCUGUCCGUGAAAAGGUCAAAGGUCGAUGAGAUCAGCUGUCAAAUUCUGUGACAGGAAAAAGAAGAAACUAGUCGCCAAACUCUGAAUGUGGAUAUCCCGGGGAUAAUAUUUACUUUUUAUGAAUUUAAGAAAAAUUGUGCCGACUCGCUUCGUUCAUUUAAUAAAACCCGAAAAUUUAGCGAAGACCAAAGUCACGUGACCUUGGAAGUUUUUCGUAAACAAGAACGGAAAAGGCGAACAGAUGGAGGGAUAAAACUUCGCGUGAAAUUUCCAUAAAAGGAGACGAUUAUCAUCGCGAAAUCGUCGGAAGAUGUAGUGUUAAUGUCCGUCUGUCUGUCUGUGCACACGAUGUCGUAGCAAGCGAGGAUUUGGGGUGAAAUAUGAAGCCAGAGACAGGAUCGCCAGACAUGGAGGAAUGCGUUUGGGACCCAGUGAUGUUCUUUGUGGAUGUUGGAAUUCUGAUUGUUGAAGCAAGGACCCCUGACCUUUCACCCAAAGGUCGAAGCGAGGGUCUUCACUGCCCCCCAGCACAGACAGGUCGAGGGGUCAAGGUGAAGCCCAGUCACCUCUGUGAUCUACACAGAGAACAGUGCCGUCGAGCAGACCAGAUGAAGUCCCAGAUCCUGGGUCUCUCUCGGAAUCACAUUCCACUAAACAUUGAUGUGAUGCUGUUGCCAGACUGUGAUCAUGGUCGUCUGGAGGCUUGUUCUGUAGAUGGGAGUGGGGUGGGAUCUAAUGAUGACUUGAUUCUACUGGAGAGAUGGGAAAUUUUACUACAGCAGAAGAGGAGUGAACGAGUCGACCCGGGAAGUGUGACGGGGCGAUUCUUACUUCAGGCCCUCAGGUCUUAUCUCCAUUUCUCACAACUGAGUUCCUGGCUCAUCUCUCACCGGGGUCAUCUACCCCUGCAAAUUAUAUACAGGCUGUACUCCCCUGGCGAGACGGGGAUUCACGUAUUCACCUCUGACAGUGAGACACACAGCUUCCCCAUCGCAGAUCUCGGGACCGAGAUACUCAAAGUCUCAGUUAUCUCACUACCGAGACUUCCUGAGAUCCCCAUGCUUUUGUGUCAAGACUAUAAAAAUGUCUCCAUGAGGAAAAAACCUAGCCCUGAGAGGGAUCUGGGGUUAAAGGUCAAGUCUGAGUCAGGCAAACUAAAUACCAACAAGAUAUCAAGUGCAGCUGAACCAAAUGUUCAGCCCAGUCCAUGUGUACCGGAGGGAAAAUGGAGCAAGAAAACAGAAGAGUUACGGAGAACAUCCCCUGAGUUGUUUCAGGAUCAGGGGACCAGUUUAACCAAUCUUAAUCAAAGAACCAGAGUAGAAAACAUACAUCAGGAAAAAGGACUUUCUGGAGGUCAAGGUUUAGGAGCCAUUCCGAAAAAGAAAAACUUGAUGCAGAAGCCUGGUCCUGACUCUCUAGCCUCCAAACCACCAGUUGUCAAGAAACUUCAGGCUAAGAUGGGGGCUGACCAACCAUUCAGUCCAGAUAUGUCGGAACUAAAAAUGUCCUUCAAGACACGCCCACUGCCACUCUUACCUGAUGAUCCAACCAAUCAGAAAGACCCAGACUUCCUGAUUGCUAGGUUACCAAGUCCUAAAGUCCUGUUAUCAACAGCUGGAAAAUCUAAUCAGACAUUCUACAAAAAGCGCCAUUUAGACCUCAGUUCACCGGAAUCAUUCGAGGACCGUGUCCUGACCAGUAAGAUAUCGAGCUUCGUGAAGCCUCCAAAUUCCGAAGAUCUGGAGAGUUACCUAGCCAGCCUAACGUCACACCAACCAGAGAAAGGCACUGGAACCAGUCUAAGCAACAUUCCCACAAUGCAUUGUAAAUUCUUUGACGGAGAUGAAGCAAGUAAAAGUUCUUCUUCAAUGAAGUCACACAGAAAGACUAAACAGUGUCUCCAAGAAUCGUCCGCUUCACCAUCACUGGCUGAACAGGUUCAAAAGAAAUAUCCUGGAUAUGACUCAAAACAAACUCCACAGAAAUGGAACAAUAAAAGAUCAGGGACAUCUGUUAUCUGUGACCUUCAGUUCUCACCAGAAUCUCCCAGUACCUUACACACACAGAAAUCAUAUGAACAGAAACAUUCAAGAGACCAGUUAGAAACUGACAGUGUAUUACCGUCCAGUGAUUCUGUAGAAAAGUGUGAAAUUAAAGACAAGUAUACCUCAUCUCAAAGACUGGACACUGACAGAGAGUGGAGAAGAUUUCAGAGUCCAGAAAGACUGUCCCCAGAAUCCUCUAACACAUACUCAUUGUUUGAUGAUUUUGUCGAUGAUAUUUACAACAUUAAGCCCCAGUCCGGUAGCACACUACAGAGUAUACCCUGUGUUAAUAGUAGGGCCUAUGUCGACAACACAGAGAGCAAAAUUGUAGAUGCACAAAAUCCCAACUCAAAUUGUUUACAAAACAAAUCUGAUUUAGGAUUAACUCCAGACUUCCAUAAUAACUCUAAUCUGUACAGAUACUCAGAUUCUAAACCUAGUUUCAAGAAAAGCUUUUCUGAACCAGAGAUGCUGGGGAAGCAGUUGACAUUAUGUCAGUUGGAUGAAUUAAAACUUUCUCCCGACGAGAAUCUAUCAGAUCUAGACGCUGUGUUAUCGAAAUCAUUCCAUGACAUUUUAAGUCUCGACAAAUCGUCCAGUGACUCUACGCCCACCAAUAGUCUUUCAGAGUCCAACGGAUUCAAGCAUUAUUGUGAUACAGAUGUAGGUAUAAACUCAGACAGGAAUGUGACAAUUUCCUCCCCUUCAAAGUGUUCAAUGGACCAAGACAUAGCAACUCUAGCCAAUACUGUGAAUAACAAAUGUGAUGGAGAAAUAGACUCCAGAAAAACAAAGCCUGUUAAGUCUGCAAGUAGUGAAGCUGAGAGGAAUGGAUUUAUAGAAGGUGGAUCCAAUAGUGGUGGAUGUAAAAGGAGAGGGGACCUAGAGGAUGGAUCUAACAGGGGUGGAUCUCAGAAAAAUAAGUCUUCACUGUGUAAACUACUGCUGAGGAAAGAACUACAGCGGUCUUAUAACAAUGAUCCGUUGGAGACAAAAUUUCCAACUCAGGAGCAGGUGAACCACUUCCAAAGAAAUCUUCAGCAGUCGUCCAGUAUGGUAUUCAACUCUAGUACAGGUCUUCCAACUCGAUCUAGUCCAGCCCCUUUGAAGAGGAGGACGGUGGGAAGGUUUGACUACGACAACACUCUCGUCAACUCCAGGGCCAUCAAAAAUGCUCUCUCCUGUUCCAAACUGGCCUUGGAAUCUGAGAGUUCAAGGUCAUCUGUCACACCUGACCAGUCACGAACCCUAAGUACGUCUGCACCUGCCUCUACCAACUGCCUUCUGGGAAACUUUGAGGAGUCUGUGUUGAAUGGUCGGAUUGAGCCAAUAGGAGCAGUGGAGGGCUUUACCUGUGAUAUUGGAGCCGGGGGAUCAUUCUGUCCCAAACAUGUGUCACUUCCUGUCACGGCGUAUUUCUUCCAGCUGUCGGACGACAACGCCCCCUCACCUUAUCUCGGUCAUAUAAAUCUGGAGAGCUUGGGAAAGAAAGGCUACCAUAUACCAAAAUGUGGGACAGUGCAAGUUACCUUAUUUAACCCGAACAAGACGGUCAUCAAAAUGUUUGUCGUCUUGUAUGAUCUCAGUGAUAUGCCACCUCAGAGUCAAACAUUCCUACGACAGAGAACUGUGUACAUGCCAGUGGAAGACAACAGCUCUCAGCCAUCAUAUCUCAGAUACCUCAUACAUCUCAGGUUUGCCAGUUCCAAAUCUGGGAAGAUCUUUCUGCAUACAGACAUCCGUGUGUUGUUUGCAAGAGACAAGUUUGAAUUUGACCCAAAUGUUGCCAAAUAUGAACUCCGAUCAUUCACUGAGGCUCCUUCCAACCCCAAGUUCUCUCCACGGAGGUGAUGAUGGCCUUAACUAGGUCAAAUCUGGUGUAAACUAGGUCAGAUUUGGUAUAAACUAGGUCAAAUCUGGUUUUUAGGAAAACCGUUCUUUGAUUGUGGCCACGUAAAGACCAUAAGCUUGUUAAGUCUGUUAAUCUAACUCAGAUCUAGUUUAUUUUGUUGUUGACUGAUUUAUAAAUGGUUAAGGCUAAAACUAGGUCAUUGUAUCUAGGUCAUUCCUGGUCAUGUAUGAAUGUUAAAGUCUACAUGUGUAUCAUCUUUUUAAAAACUUUAUGUCAAAGAUUAUAAUCUGUGUGUGCUGGGUUGAUUUUUUUUAUUUAUGUAUGAGAGUCAGUGAGUGUUUGAUCCUUAUUGUUACCUGUAGGUAGGCUUAUUGAUUGACACCUGUCAUAUUAGAAUAUUAAGGAUGUACAGAAAUACUUUAACAGAAUUGUAAAUGUAAUACCGUAACUUCAAUAUUUGUAAUAUAUGUGAUAUCCUGUCCUCUUUAUGAAUUUGCUGAAAACAGAAAACACAUGAAUCCUAUCAAUACUGUAAACUUUUGUAUUGAAAAGGAAAGUAUCAGUUUUUGAGUAUUUAUCUGAAGAGAUUUAGAUUUCCUCAUUGUUCAAAAAAUAUGUACAAAAGUAACACAAGGAAAACCAUAUCUAAUCUCUCUAUUUCUGUCUCUCUCUCUUAUACACAAAAUGACAGUGUAGGUAUUGUUUAAUGAUGCCUUGUUUAUUAUGGAGUCUAUGUUGAUUUUGGUCUGAUUCAGAUUAUUUCAGUUUUAUUUAAGAUUUGAGUGUGUAGUUUUAUAGCUUAUUCUAAUAUUUAUUUGUUUAAGAUCACUAUGUAAUCAUUUUUUUCUGAUAUAAACUUGUGUAGAAAGAUAA